Molecule: messenger RNA, 1181 nt
Organism: Anopheles cruzii
Lineage: Eukaryota; Metazoa; Arthropoda; Insecta; Diptera; Culicidae
Product: protein trapped in endoderm-1-like
Exons: 4
Coding region: 9-1181 (390 amino acids)
Biological process (GO): G protein-coupled receptor signaling pathway
Cellular component (GO): membrane
Molecular function (GO): G protein-coupled receptor activity
Source: RefSeq, a predicted model, not a curated record
AUACACAAAUGAUCCAAUUGCCCGAUAAACCGAUCGCUGUAUCGGAGGACGGCGGUGUAUUCUGUUCUAAUGAAAUAUCGAUCGUCGCCGCAUCCAGCGCCACUUUCAUCGCCGUGUUGGGAACAAUCGGAAAUGUUACGACCCUGCUGGCCCUCGGGCGUCAUCAACCCGUCCGUAAUCGGCGGCGUCAACCAACAACAGCUUUCGUCCUUUCGCUGGCCACUGCUGAUCUACUAUUCUGUGUUGCCGUUAUGCCGAUUAUGGCCUUACGGUACGGCCGGAGACAGUGGCCGUUUUUAGCAAGCGCUGCUAGCGAGAGUUUCUGGUGUCGGUUGUUUCCGGUUGUCCUGUAUGGCACGGUGGCCACUUCCGUGCUCAGUCUUGUAGCGCUCACCGUAAAUCGGUAUAUUUUGAUCGUCCAUCCCGGCUGGUACAGUGCUGUGUACAGAAGAUCUGGAAUGCUCUCAUUGCAACUUGCAAUUUGUUGGGCUAUACCUUACGGGUUGAUGGCAUUACCACUGUUUGAAAUAUGGGGACGGCUUGGAUAUGACCGUCGUACAUUCUCCUGCACCGUACUUCCUUCGAUCGUUUCUGCCAACUUCUUCACGAACCAUUUCUCAGCGAGUCCAAAAAAAUUCAUCUUUCUUGUUGGCUUUGCUCUACCAUUCUGUGCGAUCGUGCUCUGUUAUACUGCUAUCAUUGAUACUGUAAGAAGACAGCGACGAAAUUUGCAACAACAUGCGGUAAAACAGAUAGUCGCUUCAGCAUCACCAAGCAGCAUAACCACCAGCAGCGAUGACGACGAGCGGCAUCUUACACGCACUACGGCGGCAAUAUUCGGAUGUUUUCUGUUAUGCUUUCUGCCACUCACUAUCGCCAAUGUUCUCCUGGAAGAUAAAGAUUCCAGCAGGGCUGGAGGGGAUAUUCAUGUCCUGGCAUCGAUCCUCACCUGGCAUUCUGCAGUUCUCAAUCCUUUCAUUUACGCCCUUGGAAGUCGUCAAUACCGGAAAGCAUACUGGUCUGUCCUUCGAUGCAAGCACUGUAGAAAUAGUGAAGAAGACCGUCGGAUCACAUUACGAAGUCAUCGGGCAACAAUGUCUCCAAGCGUCACCAAAGCAAAGUUUCGUAAUCCAAUUUCAGAUAACGCCGGAAGCAUUUCCCAAACCAAUUCUGAAGUCUAA